AUGGCGGCGGACGGUGACGAAGUGAUUAGUGAUCAGGAAAAAGUGAGAAUUGUUUCGGAUUUUAUACUACAUUCGCCCCCAGGAGAGUUUAAUGAAGUGUUCAAUGAUGUGAGAGUAUUGCUAAAUAACGAUACUCUGCUCAAGGAGGGCGCGAGUGGAGCCUUCGCGCAGUACAAUAAGGACCAGCUCACGCCCGUGCGUCUCGAAGGCUCGGAGCUUCAUACGCUAAUCACUGACCACAAUGACCUCGGUGGAGGCAGGUUUUUCGACCCGCGUUCCAAGCGGUCCUUCAAGUAUGACCACUUGCGAAAAGAAGCUUCCGAGUACGAACCGUUCGAACCGGAUCGAGUGGCAGAGCCUUGGCGAGCCGCACUCGACGUGGAGCUGACGACAUAUGUAGCUGAACAUUAUAAACACGGUGCGAGUUUAGUGGUGGGUCGAGCUCUCGAUUCUGGAGUAGUUUCCCUCGUCGCGUGUAUCGAAGAUCACCAAUUCCAGCCUAAAAAUUAUUGGAAUGGCAGGUGGCGUUCCGUAUGGUCGCUAACAGUCGGCGGUGGUGCCACAGAACUACGCGGGAUGCUUCGCGUGCAAGUGCACUAUUACGAGGACGGUAACGUCCAGCUCGUCAGUUCGAAGGAGGUGAAGGCGCCGUUAGUUGCCAGCGGCGACACGGGAACGGCCAAGGAGUUCGUGAGACUGGUGUGCGAGGCGGAGAACGCGUACCAGACCGCCAUAUCCGACAACUACAAGACAAUGAGCGAUACUACGUUUAAGGCACUGCGGCGGCAGCUGCCGGUGACUCGCAGCAAGAUCGACUGGGCGCGGCUCGUGUCGUACACCAUCGGCAAGGAGCUGAAGAGUCAA
Molecule: messenger RNA, 864 nt
Organism: Brenthis ino (lesser marbled fritillary)
Lineage: Eukaryota; Metazoa; Arthropoda; Insecta; Lepidoptera; Nymphalidae
Source: the annotation of a GenBank genome assembly